GUGGAGCAGCAGCAGCUCCUGUCGGAUCAUCCAGGCCUGCAUGCGCACUCAACCACAGACACACACACACACACAGACACACACACACACACACACACACACACACAGACACACACACCAGCAGCAGCACAGCAGCAGCAGCAGCAGCGGGGAUCUGAUCCACACGUCCGCGUCGCGAUGCCGCUGAAGAACGGCAACAGCGUGGCCCUGGAGAGACGCAUGGACCUGGCGUCGCUCUUCUGCAUGAUCAGCCGCCACGGACCCGCCGUGGCUCUGGCGGUGAUCGCGAUGGUGUCGGUGCUGGCGGCGUUCAUCAUCUACCGGAGCGUGCGGGGGAAGACGCGGAGGAAGGCCACGGCCGCGGCCGGGGACGGGGACGGGGACAGCCCCGGAGCGCAGGGGGACGCGUCGGGGGCGAGUUGGCCGGAGCAGGAGCUGAGUCCCGGGGAUCCACGCAGCUCCUCCGUGGAGGCAACAGAUGUGAGUGAUGAGGUUUCGUCAGAGAUGAAGGACGAUGCUGAUCCAUUUCAUCGUGAUCUGAAACUCAGGCAUCGUCGAGCUCCUGCCGCUGAAAACAAACCUCCCUCUUAUUCUCCUGCUGAGAAUGACGUCCAGAUACCGGAGGACGAGAACACGACAGUGGCAGUGACGGUGGUCCAGGACUCUCAUGGAGAAGCAGAGACGUACACAGAGGAGGCCUCUCACAACCUGAGAUGUGAUACGACCACGGUGGCUGAAACGGAGGUAGAGAGUGCAACGGAUGACGGAGUAAGAGAAGAAGAAGUCCUCGAGGAGGUCCGUGGUAACGAAGGCUGCUGGAAGGAGCCUGCGUUGAUUCGUGAUGAGCGACACGAGGAGGUUGAGAAGGAGUUUGAAGCCGAGGAUCAGGACGAUGGGAGUGUGGCCACAGACGAUAUCGAAGAUGAUUCUUGCUGUUGUAUCUGUCGGGGCAAAGACGAGUUGGAAGAAGAGAAUCACCAUCAAGAUAGUAGUGACAACAGCAAUCAUUCCAGUUAUCACCUCUCUCCAGAGGAAGAAAAGGAAAACGAGGGUGAGGAGGCUGAAGAAGAGUUUGUAGAGCAACAGCUCGUUCCUCAACAAGACGAAAUCUGUCCCUCGACAUGUGAACAGGUGACGCCACAGGUUCUGGAGAGCGAUCUGGAUAAUGAUGGUCAACCUGGUGAAGGGACUGAAGAAGAUACACGGGAAGACCACGUUCUCGAAGCUGAUGAAUUUGACACCCGACCACCACAGUCUGACAAGGAACAACAGAUUGAUCAGACAAACGGUCUCACGGACAAUCAAGAGGAUGCAGCUCUCCCCACUGAGGCUGAUGAAGCGGAGGAGGAAACCACAACUAGCGAUGACACUGUCGUCUGCGGUGAAGAACAUGACGGUUCAAGUGUGGUCCUCGGCUCUUCUCUACAUCCUUUGGACGAGCCAGUGCAGGUUGAUGAUCACGAUGAUGAAGAUCUGUCCGGUGCCAACACUGAUCCCGAAACUCGAAUCUCAGGCGUUGUGGAUUCCUUGGAAUCGUCGUCGGAUUGUCAACAACCACAAAGUGAAGAGAAUAAAGAUGAAAUCUCCAAACGUCUGGAUAAAGACACAGAUUUGACUGAUCCUGGCUCUGACGCACCUUCGCUCCAGAAGGAACUUCACCACAAAAUCAAUCAAACAUCUGCAGAUGACACGUUGGCUGAAGAAAGCGUUGACCUUCAUUUGCCGUCUCAGGACAAGGACCAACAAACUGGCCGAUUGUUUAAUAGUGAAGCUGUUGAAGAUACGAGCGUCACCGCUGCUCCUGACACAGUCACAUGUGAACCUGAGAACAUUUUACUGGCUGAAACAAUCUCUCAUCCUCACGUGUUGUCUUGUGACGAACACUUUACGCAAACGAAAGGUAACGAAGCCUUUGACGAAUGUAGCGACGCUGCCGAUCCCGACUCUACUGAAGCUAUAGCUGCUUCUGUAAAAGGUGAAGAAAUGUCUUGUCCUCACUUCUCAUCCGUCUGCCAACACCAGACAAGUGACCACAUGGAAGUGAAUGAAACUUUGGUCGAGGCGACUGAUGCAGCUGUUUGCGAUAAUGAUACGAUUACCACAUCUGUGAUGUCUGAAGAAAUAUCUCCCCCUGACACGUUGGCUUUACCCCAAGACCAAGAAAGUGACCAAAUGCAAACUAAAGGCACGAGUCAGGACCUUGACCGUCUCAUGUGGAAACCUCCCUUACCGUCUUUCGAGCGAAGUGAGCUGAGGGAUCAGGACGAGGGCAGCAGGUCGUCUCCUGGUGUUGAAGCAGAGAGCGGGAUUUCCAGCAUGGCUGUCAGUCCUGAUUUGCAAGAUGCUGGUCAUGACUUUGGCGAGACCGUAGAAGAUAUGGUAGUUCCACAACUGGAUUGUGAUCCACAGUCAGAAGAAGGGACAGAGGCUAAAAACAACCUCUACGCCGAUGAUGCUGCUGUUGCUGCCAUUAAGGACGAUACAGUCGGUAUGGUGUUUGGGCCUUACCCAUCACGUCUCUCCCAGCAACCCCACAGCGAGGCCAAGUUCGACUUGUUUGCAGACAACGAGGACACGUUUGGCCACGAGAUCGAGGACAGUUACCACAGAGCACUGGAGCAGCUUAUGUUGCAGAUCCCAGCAAAUGUAAUGAGCACAACCGAUGAGCAGAGGAAUCAGACAGAUGAGAAGGCGGUUGUUGAGGUUGUAAAGAUUCACAAGAAGAAGGAGGACGUGAGAACUGCAAAGAAAAUGGAAACAGAGACGGAGAAAGAAGACGACUAUGAAAAGACUGAAAUCAGUAUCAUGGAGGCGACUAUGGACAAUAACGAAUGGAUCACGGACAGUAACCAAGUCCUUCCCUGGAUGAACAUUACUGUCCCGUCUUUUUCCCAAGACCACAAAAACACCGACCAGCCUCCCACUGACGAUCUCCGGCCCAGCUCCUCUCUCACCGAUGUCUCAUGUGUUGAUACAGAACUCGCACCGUCCACUGAAGACAGACAAACCCGCGCUCUCUCCGCUGUGGACGAAAAUACUGAAAACAACAAAAAGGUCGUGGCCGUCCAUCCGAUGCCCCAGUAUGUUAAUGUGACGUUCAGCAUCCACUAUCUCACCCGCUUGCCGUACCAGACGGUGGCCAUCACUGGGAACCAGCAGGAGCUGGGGAACUGGAAGGACUUCGUCCCGCUGGAGAGGGCCAAGGACGGGCACUGGGCCACGGUGGUCAGCCUCCCCGCAGAGAGCCAUGUGGAGUGGAAGUUCGUGCUGGUGGAGAAGGGUGAAGUGUGUCGCUGGGAGGAGAGUGGGAACCGGCUCCUUGAUACUGGCUCUGGAGACGAGCUGACUGUGCACAAGUGGUGGGGAUUAUUAUAGGAUGAGUCUCAGAGGAAAGGGCUGCGGAGCUGAGAGGGAGUUUGACAUGAAACAAACUGGAAACUGGACCAGAUGAAGUUUAAAUUUAUCUUCAAAUCCCAUCACAAGAGCCCAAUGGUGAUAUGUUGGAUUAAAAAUACUCCUUUGAAUCAAAUAUGACAUGAUAAUGAUGAUAUAUAUCUAACAAAAGAUGUCUACAGGUCUUUGUUGAAGCUAAAUUUGGUUGUUACAACAAAAUAUUAACAACAAUUUUGAUAAUAAUACAAAAAUGUAUUGUUUCCAACCCCUAAAAUGUGAAUUUCUUUUGCUUUCUUUCUGAUUUAAUAUGAUUAAUUGAGUAAAACAACUAAUCCAAGGAAAACUUGACUAAAUACAACAAUACGUUUUCCAAAAUAGUCAAAACCUAUUGAAAACCUACACUAGUCCAUUUAAACAUGUGUGUGUCUGAUUAACAAAUAGUUCUAGACAUAAAAAUUAUUUCAUAUAUUUUUCAGAGAACUGUCCUUAAAAAACGCCUUCUUCAUUUCUGUGGCAAUAUUUUUGGAUGAAGCACCUCUUUAAAAGUGUGCGAUUUAAUGCAAGUGUCAAUUUUUUAUAAAUAAUAUAUAUAUAAUAUAUAAAUUAUACCAUCCAUAUGCUGCUUGAAUACCCUCCAACAAUCUACGAUAGGAAAUGCACAUUGUUCACUUUUACUAUAGCAAUAAUCAAAGCAAUAAUUGUUCUGUAUACUGUUUGGCUGGCGUUAUUAUCAGGUAUUCAUGAGUUAACCACUAAACUGUGAUAUGGUUUCAAUGCUGCUUUUUAUCUUGUGUGCAUGCAAGAUUCUCAUAGUUCUAUUAAUGUGCCUUUUAAACAGGAGUUGUUUCUGUUUCUGUGUCGCGAUGCAUCGGAAAUUGUGUUUUCAAACUUUGAUUGAAUGAAUUACUUUCGUGUAUAUUAUUUCUCAAACGUAUGCAGUCAGUUUUUUUUUCCAUGUUACUAAUCAAUGUAUCUCAGAUCAUAUCAGAAGUAUCUUAAUAUGCAAUGUUCUGAAGAUAAUAAUAUUCUUGAAUGUUAGUAAGAUGGAGUUUGUUACCAAAUAAAUAAAUAAAGAGUC
Messenger RNA from Hippoglossus stenolepis (Pacific halibut), 4471 nucleotides. It is a transcript of the gene stbd1, whose product is annotated as starch binding domain 1. NCBI's taxonomy places the organism in Eukaryota, Metazoa, Chordata, Actinopteri, Pleuronectiformes, Pleuronectidae. The transcript has 3 exons. Gene Ontology annotation, molecular function: starch binding. The coding region runs from base 178 to 3375 and encodes 1065 amino acids. Gene Ontology annotation, cellular component: membrane. The record is from RefSeq and is a predicted model, not a curated record.